ACUCUCUUUGCAGGUCUCCAUGGGAUGGAUGGACUUUCCAGGCUGCUCCCCAAGAUCCUUUUGAUUAGAGAUGCCAAGGAUUGAACCUGGGAUUUCUACAUGAAAAACAUACAUGGCGGUAUCAGGCAAUCUUUUCUCUCACCAGCUGUUGUCAUGGGAAAGAGACAAGUAAAUAAUGAAGUCAACAGGCAGGAGACUUUGGAGUUGGAGCUAAACCAGCAGUCACAAUCCGCAGCGAGAACUGCAAGUCAACCAUGGCCACUGUCAUAUGCUGGGAAGCCCAUGAGAUCAUUCAACAAAGAUGUGUAUGGGUCGGUGGGCUCUAUGCCUAGCCAGAGCAAGUCUCCACUCAGAGGAAGCAGCAUGACCAGGGAUGGCCACACGGAAGGCCAGCCGCUGCCUCCAGGUGGCGAGCAAAAGGGGAAAACAGGGAACACACACCAGCUGCCCUUGGAAAAAAAGAAAAAGGUCAAAAACGCUGUAGAAAACCACACAGGCUUAAGGAAGCAGCCCACUCAGCAUGUCAAAGGCCUUCCUUCCGAGAGCCACGAGGAGGAGGGCAUUCUCCCUGCCGCUUACUUCAGUCAAACAAACCGAAUACACACAGAUAGGCUCCAGUUGGAAGCAGCCAACACCAUCUCUGCCUAUUUUCACCCACAAGUAUAUUCCCAUCAUCAAGGCAGAUUGCUGGCAGAAAAGCCGGCUUUCAAAAACACAGGGCUGAACGUUGGGCAACUCUCUGGUAACUUGGGUCACCUCAACCGGCCUAGCAAGAACAAUCCUUACUACAAACUCAGCCAUUCCCUCAGAAACACCAGUAAGCCCUCCUGGCUCACAAACCGACAGACAUCGAGCCUGCUGCAUGACUUCAGCAUCUUAAAGAACGAUGCUGACAAUGCAGAGGUGUGCCUGACAGCCUGCAGGAGGGAGCAUGAGGAGGUGGAGGCCUACUGCAGCAGCGAAUUUGUGGCGAAUGGGAUUGUUCAUGAUGUCACCAUGAUACAUAAAGGAACACGCUUAGUGAUGCUGUUGGUAAACAGUAAUGGACUAUAUAAGAUGAAUCGCCUGUACCUCAACCCUGAUGGCUUCUUCUUCCGAGUUCACAUUCUAGUCGUGGAUACCUUGAACUGCAGUAAACCUUGUCCAGACUUCAAACUUGGUAGCAGAUACAUUGUGAUGGGCCAGAUCUACCACAGGAGACGACAACUCCCUGCAGUUCUGCAGGAGCAUGUGAGGGGGCGCCUGAGGCCAGGAGAUGGGCUGCUUUGGAGGGGCAGCAGCUAUGUGAAAAGGUUCAACAGAAGGCGAGACCAGAAAGUUCGAGGGACAGCUCACACCAAAUGUGGAUGAGGCUGCAACGCAGCCACAGCUCCUGGGGCUGAAGCAGUUUUAGGGCUGCUGUCGGACAAAAAAUAAUCCCUGCUUUUGCCACAGACUUUAUCUACCUUCUCUGUAAACAGCCUCCAGGUUUUGCUCCGGGGGUGGAAGAAGUGACUGGCCCAGUUAUUGAGUCAUGAGUUUUCAAUGGCUUACAACAACCUACCAGUCCCCCCCCCCCCCCAAAAAAAGCUACAAUAAAAGAGUUCGUGCUUCAAGGCA
This is a messenger RNA of Elgaria multicarinata webbii, 1599 nucleotides long. RefSeq names its product chromosome 3 C17orf58 homolog (gene C3H17orf58). The transcript has 6 exons. The coding region runs from base 100 to 1350 and encodes 416 amino acids. Gene Ontology annotation, molecular function: protein binding. Lineage: Eukaryota; Metazoa; Chordata; Lepidosauria; Squamata; Anguidae. The record is from RefSeq and is a predicted model, not a curated record.